UUGCUAAUACUAUUAGUGCUAAUAUAAUAUCAUAAUUGCUAUUAGAAUAAUUGUCGAUAAUAAAAGUUAAUAAUUUGUCAUCACGGUGUGACAAUAUAUCAUUCUUACAUAUACCUACAGUAUGGUAUCAUUGCAUCAUAUAUGUCCUAUGUGCAUCCUGGCGUGGUUCGGCUUUAUUGAAUAAUUAAAAAUUUCGGCAAAAAUACCAUUUACCCGAAGUUAUAUUCAGUUCUAUAAUAAAAAUGUUACAUCAGCGUUAUACUCGUAUAUUUAAACAAAUUUUUAGACAUAAAACUGUCGAUAAUUCAUUAAAAGUUAACGUGACACAGCCAUUCUAUGAUAAUUACGAAGCUAUUAUGCACUUCAUACAAUAUUUACGUAAACGACAAGCUGUUGUUGAAAUAAAACCAGACAAAUAUGAACACGUUUAUGGUGCACCAAGAGGAAUGUUUUUUAAAGUAGAAGCACCUAAUUUAUAUGACUUUUGUACACUUCGAUUAAGAGAUUGGUGGAAUCAUAAAAAAGAUUCUUUUGCAGAAUCGGCUGAAAACUUUCAGUAUAAAAAAUAUGAGAUAUUAGGACCAGAUCUAGCAGCAGCAAAAUUUAUUAUUUUUGUUGGUGGCAAAAUAAGGUUUAAGGAUCAUGAUGAAUGGAUAGAUAAAACAAAAACAAAUGAAAUUUCUAAGUUACCAAAUGAAUUUGAUGAAACGUAUAUUUUAGAGGAAAUAGAUUUAAAUAAAUUUUCUUUGCGAUAUAAACAGCUUCAUUUCAUUUUUAAUCUUUAUUAUUUAAAAUCACUUAAUUUGAAAGGUUGUAAAACAGUUGAUGAUUGGUUUUUAGAUAAAUUAUCUGCAGAAUAUCCAACAUUAGAAUACCUUGAUAUUUCAGAAUGUGAAAAUGUAACAGAAAGGGGGCUGGAAGCAUUAUAUAGAAUGCCUAACUUAAAGAAAUUAAUUGUAACAAAUUUUUAUGGCUCUGCAGCAUUUGAUUUAACUUGUUUUAUGUUAGAAGAUGUUAAUCCCUAUUUAGUAUGUCAAAUUCAACAGCUAAAAUACAAACAUUUAUCUGAAACUUAA
This is a messenger RNA of Eufriesea mexicana, 1076 nucleotides long. Its product is annotated as ATP synthase subunit s-like protein. NCBI's taxonomy places the organism in Eukaryota, Metazoa, Arthropoda, Insecta, Hymenoptera, Apidae. The transcript is spliced from 2 exons. The coding region runs from base 243 to 1076 and encodes 277 amino acids. The record is from RefSeq and is a predicted model, not a curated record.